CUGAAUACAGCGUCCAGUAUAGCGACAAUGGUAUCACGUGGCAAGAUAUCAAGGACAGUGCCGGACACGUGAAGCUAUUUACCGGAAAUACUGACGAUUGGAGUCUGGCCAUGUCGAUCCUUGAUACCUCAAUCGUCGCUACAUACAUCCGGGUAACCCCUACAACUUGGACCAAUUAUCGGGCUUUUCGUCUUGAAAUCCUAGGAUGUCCCAUUCUCCAGUCUGGACUACACCAGACGUGUUGGAGUGUAAACUACGUCGCAUGGAUCCCCAUUCAUGGUAUAUUCAGCACAAUAAGGACCAACAUGGGCGAGUGUGGAAAGGAGUGUCACGUACGUGAAGCAUGUCAGGCUUUCAUCUUCAACCAUGAAUCUGGUCAAUGUCAAGGUUAUUCUCCUUCGUCCGUUGAAAAUGCAACAGAAGUUGCAACGACUGAUGAACACAACAUGAUUCGAGUGUUUAUGAAGCGGACAGAUUGUGUUUAA
Mizuhopecten yessoensis (Yesso scallop) is the source of this 485-nucleotide messenger RNA. RefSeq lists its product as uncharacterized. The coding region runs from base 111 to 485 and encodes 124 amino acids. The record is from RefSeq and is a predicted model, not a curated record. The transcript is spliced from 3 exons. Lineage: Eukaryota; Metazoa; Mollusca; Bivalvia; Pectinida; Pectinidae.